Messenger RNA from Aedes albopictus (Asian tiger mosquito), 3546 nucleotides. Its product is annotated as sterile alpha motif domain-containing protein 5-like. NCBI's taxonomy places the organism in Eukaryota, Metazoa, Arthropoda, Insecta, Diptera, Culicidae. The coding region runs from base 2882 to 3289 and encodes 135 amino acids. Gene Ontology annotation, molecular function: protein binding. The transcript is spliced from 3 exons. The record is from RefSeq and is a predicted model, not a curated record.
AGCCCCGAACGGAACGCAGAGAGCACAAAACGCGACGCUAGGGUCAUCGCCGCCGUCGUCAACAUCAAACACUGCAUGCAUGGCAUGGGCACUGUCGGCUGCUGGUGCUGGGCUGAGUCUGCUGGAUGGACGCAAAAGAAUCGGAAAACCGGUUUCUGAUGGUACCGCUGCUGCUGGCUGGAGAAUGCGAGAAUGUCGUAUGUCUGUGCCUGUCGUUUCAAGAGGACCUGCCGAUCCGAGGUGAGUGCGCCGCGGUGGGUUUCCCGAACAAAAUGUGAGAGAGUUUUGGUUGCGCGAAAGGAGUCGGGCGUUCGGUUCGGUGCUCGCUGUAGUGAGACUCAGCUGAGUGGGUGAUAGGGAUGUUUUAUUGCAGCAGGUCGGUCGGUUCGUCGGGUCGGGAAUUUCAUGAAAAGGAAACGGAGCGAAAAGGCUGGAACUCGCGAAGAGGCUCUGCCUGCCGUGUUCGAGAGCUUCGGUCAGAGCCACCACCAGUUUGCGUCAGCUCGUCGUUCGUGGAAGAUGAACUUGGAUGGAUAGUCCUCGCGCGCGCGUUAACGAACUGAUUUCUUUGGGAAGUUUGUGGCUCUUGGUAGAUAGAACAGAACUUCAAACGCACUCGGACGGAGGAGACAUAUGUACUCCAGUGCGCGCCCCAAGAAGGUGUUGGGUUCUUUUCUGUGGAUUGUUCGAUGUCCAGCGCUUCAGAAAAUCAAAUCAGGUGUUUGUGGUAGUAGUGCACGCAGCAAGAAGUGGAGGCUCGCAGCAUCCAAGCUCCAGAGCUGGAAGAAUACCAGUUUUCUGUCGCGACCUGAUGUUAUUGUUAUUGUACCCGUCCAAGUCACGGCACUUCGAGCUGUCUGGUGUUAGUGCGUUCUAGUGGCCACUGGGCAGAACAAAAGUGCAUGGAUUUAGGGUGUUUUGACCGCGUGCUAUGCAUGUCUAGCAAAGAUAGUUAUUUCGGUGUUGAGGAAGAGACGAGCCGGCUCUCAAGAUUUGACUAAUAAUUUACAGUUAGAGCAGGGAAUAACCUCGUCGAAGAAAUUGGAUUAACCUUCGCUUGCUGGCGCGUACAUCCACACAAGCACACGGGGCGGCGAGGUCGGCCUCGGCAGGGCUUUCCUGCACAAUGGAGAAGUGUAUGAGAAUGUGAAGAAGGAAAUGAAAAAGAUCGAUUCCGAGUUUUUGUCGUGUUUCGCACCGGGCUGAACCGAAACCAGGAAAACAAGUUCGCUGUGGCGGUGGUCGUCGUCAAUCUCUGAAGGUAUCUGUGGCGGCAGUGCGAGGAAGAGAGUGUUCUUUGUUUUUGUUUUGACGAUACAUGCGGCAUCAGGUUCAAAAGGUUGCCCACAAAAUACAAAACAAACGUCAUCCGCGGGCGCGUAUGUGACAGAUCUUGGCAGUUGCUACAGCGGCGUAUCAAGGCGAAUUGCAACCGGAGAGAAGAGAAGCACUUCUAGGGGCAAAAGGUGAAUGUGAAUGUGAAAGGGCAGAAUGUCAAGUGUGCCGAGAGGCAAAAGUGAGGCGAAGCAAUCGUAAAGCAAGGUUAUUUCGUUCGUUUUUUGUUGUUUUUGCAUGCUCCCAUUCAAUCUUAUCAUGGAUUCCAUUUGGAAGCGAGCUGUCGUGUGAGCACCGAGAAGAGAAAGGAGCGAGUUCUGCCGUACGUGUAUUUACGUCUCGUUUGAUUUAUAAGUCCCCCAAUUUUGUUUCGUUUUCGGUUUCGGCUGAACAUCGUCAGCGGGAAAUCUGGGAGAUGCGACCAGCACUAUACAACAAGUAAAAGGAAAAAUAUAUAAUCCUUGGUAAAAAAAAGAAGUAAAUCGAGGUGAUUUCGUUUAAAAAGAGUUCUGUUUGUCUUGUGUUUUUUUUUACAUUCGUUCGUCUCGGGUUUUUAUUUCGUUUGCGAAAUUUGUCGUUUGCAACGACGACGGAGCGAGAAGAAGAAGCGAAUGCAAUUUUCAAAGUGAUUAAGAAUUAUCCAUACGCCGAAGGGAAAGGUAGUGCAGAGCAGAAGAAUAAAGGAGUCCCUCACUCACUCCGAUGAGCAGCACGAAAAAAGGUGAAGCAAAAGGUGUACGCGCGUGAAAGUAUAAAUCGAUUUUACUUGAGAAAUUGCCAAAGCCGGCGAAGAAACUGCAUUAUCCGAAGAAGAAUCAACGGUGACACCAGAACGUAAGACAGGUCACACACGAGGACAGACGGGCGGAAGCAGCAUCAACACGACACACGGAGCAGCAGGAUUUAAACCAUUAAAAUUGAAGAUUGCUGCGCGCCACCAUCACACAGCGUGACGUACGGUGCAAUUUGGUCGCUGUCUCUCUCUCUCCUUGGGCGGCGAACCUCAAACAAAUGGUAUAAACAAAACGGCUUAUGACUCUCGCCGGGUCUGCAACAAAACAAGCGAAAAUCGCGACUCCGCCAACAACGACGACGCCGACGACGAUAUGAAAUGUAAACAACGAAACCGUCCCGGAGGAACCGCAGCCUCAGCCGCCGCAGGACCACGACAGUAAUAAACUUUUUCUGGUGCCUGGCCUGGCGCUCUGGUCGUGAAGAGAGAAGAAUAGCCAUUAAACACAAGAGUCUGAGGGGUAAAAAGUGAGGCACCACACGAUAUCUACCUUUCGGAGAGAAAACAAAGAAAAGUGGAAAAAGUUUAUCGGUUGAUGUGGCUGCCACAGCAUGUAGGGUCCCGCGGAAGAAAUGAUCGACCCACGGGGGCGGCGGCGAGAUACAGUUUUAAUUAAUCGUUAACUUUUUGCUCGGUUGUGAAGAAAGUGGCAGAACCGUGAUUGCAACAGCAGCAGUGAUCGACGUCCGGGGGUUUUACAACGCGGUUUGACGUUCGGUGGUGAGUGCGUACCUUUGCGCUCGGGAAGGCAAGAUGGCGGUCAGCAACAUUGUUUGCGAAUGGCUGCGUGCUCUGGGGCUCGGCCAGUACGCCGAGAGCUUCCUGGACAACGGAUACGACGAUUUGGAGAUUUGCAAGCAAGUGGGCGAUCCGGAUUUGGACGCCAUCGGGGUGCAGAAUCCGCAGCAUCGGAGCAAGCUGCUUAAAAGUGUACGGCUGCUGCGGGAGAAGGGCGCGGCCAGUGUGUAUUUUCAGCUAAAUGAUCCCAAAUCGCUGCUGUCGGAUAACAGUGACAGUCUGGAGCGGGACAGCUCGCCGUUGAUGCUGAGCGAGCUGGAGGCGCUGCUGCAGGAACAGCUGAAGGCGGACGGAGUGUGCCUGACGGCGCAUCCUUAUUCGACACCGGUGAGUCACGAGAAAUUUCAACAGAGUAGUAAGUAGAGUCAAAAAUGUGAAAAUUGAUUUCUUUUAGAAAUCUUACCAUAACUGAUCUAAGCUUAGCUAGAUGCACAUGUAAAAUAUUUCUCCUUCGUUAUUGAUCUGAACUAAACUGGGAAACCUUCCCCUUGCAGCUUGGUAAAACAUCGCCUAGAAGCUUGGGAAUGCUACUCGCAGUGCUUCUCUCAGGAGUUUGGCAAAGUUUCUACACAGAUACUUUGUGAAGCUUCUCCUAGAAGCUUGGGAAAGCUUCUCCUAGA